Centruroides sculpturatus (bark scorpion) is the source of this 954-nucleotide messenger RNA. RefSeq names its product BLOC-1-related complex subunit 8 homolog. The coding region runs from base 194 to 829 and encodes 211 amino acids. Gene Ontology annotation, cellular component: BORC complex. Lineage: Eukaryota; Metazoa; Arthropoda; Arachnida; Scorpiones; Buthidae. The record is from RefSeq and is a predicted model, not a curated record. The transcript is spliced from 5 exons.
AGCAGAGGGCGCGACUGUAGCAUUUGAUGGCGAUUUUUAACUUUGGAAGUUUACUGUCAAGAAAAAUACAAAUAAGUUAAAAUUUUUUUAUUUUGUUCGGUUUAUCGAAUAAAUUAUCAGAAUAUCGAAGUUUCUAAUCGAUUAUUUAAGUAAUUACAGCUAAAUACUCGUAGAAUAGGAAACCGAAAACAGCAUGCAUUCAAAUGAGGCUGUCCAGACAACUAACGUUGAUACCGAACUUGAUUAUAAGGUGAAAAAAUCUUGUGAGAAGAUAUCAGAAAAUCUUCAUAUUGUUGCUAAUGAACCGUCACUUGCAUGCUACAGAUUACAGGAGCAUAUUCGUAAAUCUCUACCUCAACUAGUAGAAAAAAGGUUAGAAGUAAAUGCUGUUCAUCAGGAAUUACAAGGAAAAUGUUAUGAUCUGGAAUAUUCUGUGAGUGCACUUAAAUCCAUUCAAGGAAGCCAACAACAUUUUCUAAAUAUUCAAGAAUUAAUAAAAAAUGCCAUGUUUAUGAAACAACAACUUAGCUAUGAAGAAUCGCUGAAAACCGAUAAAAAGACCCAGCCGAGCAUGUACCAGCGCUUUUCAGGUUCCUUUGAUCUUCCAUCUUCCUUUUUACCCUCCAUGUCAGGACUUAGUACGUCGUUAUCGGCCAGUGCCGACUUAAAAUCGUCUCCACUCCCGCCUCGUGUGUCUGCUUCUCCAAACAGGAGAGCGAGAGCAUCGUCCGUGUCGUCGUCGCACACUAGACCUUCAAGCACUCCGAAGCGAAUUUUGCACGCAUCGCAUUCACAAGAAGGAAAAUCUAGUAGCAGUACCCCUCAUUAAUUUUUAUUUUGCCUGUCAUGUUUCUAUAAGAGAUUUCAAUUGUUUGAUAUACUGUGUACUGUACAUAUAAAUAUAUAAAGUUUUCAUAUUUAAGAGAAAAUUAUUAAAAAAAUUUAUUAAAAUGU